GGCCAGGAUGGAGCUCCCAGUUCUAGACAAGUUUUGCUUCGUGUUCGACCUGAAGACAGGAUGCAUGGUCAUGGGGUUAGCCAAUACUAUCAUAACCUUCGUCUUGACGCUGCUCCUCAUCACGUUUGCGGUGAACAUCAAGGACAUAUCGGAGGCGCAGAUGAAGAGGGACGAUAUAGAGUAUGCCAUGUCUUCCGUGGUGUACACCAUCGUGGUCCUCCUCAUCGUCCUGCUCGUGGUCAAGUUCCUUUUGGACGUGGUCUUCGUGUACGCGGUUUAUAAGGAAAAAUGCAGCCUCCUGAAGAAAUACUGCAUCUUCUGGAUCAUAUUCCUGGUCCUGUACAUCAUUGGUUUCUUGAAGACCCUGUUCCACAUGGACGCUGGCCACGUUAUCUCGCAGAUAAUAUUUAUAGCUGAAAACUUCUACUUCAUCGUGGUGACUAGGAGCUAUUUGAUAUCAAUAAACGAAGACGGUGUCCUGUAA
This is a messenger RNA of Spodoptera littoralis (African cotton leafworm), 484 nucleotides long. Lineage: Eukaryota; Metazoa; Arthropoda; Insecta; Lepidoptera; Noctuidae. The record is from the annotation of a GenBank genome assembly.